This is a messenger RNA of Monomorium pharaonis (pharaoh ant), 492 nucleotides long. RefSeq lists its product as uncharacterized. Gene Ontology annotation, molecular function: nucleic acid binding. The record is from RefSeq and is a predicted model, not a curated record. Lineage: Eukaryota; Metazoa; Arthropoda; Insecta; Hymenoptera; Formicidae. The coding region runs from base 118 to 444 and encodes 108 amino acids. The transcript has a single exon.
AUAACCGAUCUAAUAUUUACGAACCAAAAACACGAUUCAAUUAGAUUGAACCUCUUCCAAUGCCACCGCUUUUAGAGGAUAUCCUUCUACACGUUCGGGGAAACAUGAUUUUCCAACAUGAUGGGGCUCCGGCACAUUUCUCCCGACGUGUGCGUGAGUUUAGGCGACCGUUAUCCAAAUAGAUGGAUGGGUCGAGGUGGCCCAAUCGCCUGGCCACCACGAUCGCCAGAUCUAAACGUGCUCGACUAUUUUGUUUGGGGCCAUAUUAAAGCAAAAGUUGAGCAUAUGCGCGAACGUACUGAAGUCGAGGUACGCGAAGCGAUAUCAGCGGCGUUUAAUACAGUAACGCCAGACAUGAUACGCCGAGCAACGCAGCAAAUUGUUCGAAGAGCUGAACUGUGCUUAGAUGCACAAGGCAAACAUUUCGAGCAAUUAUUGCAUUAAAAUAAUGAGAGUGGAUUAGGCCUACUGGGGAAACCACUUAAAAAAAAA